AUGACAUCUUCAAUCCCCAGCACGCAAAAGGCGAUAACGAUCCAUGGCAACGUCGCCAAGGUCAACAGCAAUGUGCCCGUCCCGCAGGUCAAACCCACAUAUCUACUCGCCAAGGUGGAUUCUAUCGCUCUGAACCCGACGGAUUGGAAACACAUCAACGGGAAGCGGGCGGCGGAGAACGGCAUCAGCGGCUGUGACUUUGCGGGAACGGUGGUCCAAGUGGGCGCUGAUGUGAGCAAGCACUUCCAACCGGGGGACCGCAUCGCCGCCACGACACACGGGGCCAAUGCCAGUGAGCCCACGGAUGGUUGUUUUGCAGAAUACGCCCUCGCCAAGGCCGAUUUGGCCGUCAAGCUUCCCGACUCCCUGUCGAUGGAAGAUGCUUCCACUUUCCCCCUCGGAGUCUCGACCGUGGGCCAGGGUUUGUUCCAAAAGGCCCUCAAGCUCAAUUUACCCACCAAUCCCACGAAGAAGGGAGAGACCGUUUUGAUCUAUGGCGGUUCGUCGGCCACCGGUUCUCUUGCCAUUCAAUAUGCCAAGCUCGCAGGAUACAGAGUCAUCACCACGUGCAGUCCACACAACAACGAUUUUGUCAAGUCGUUGGGUGCCGAAGCCGUGUACGACUACAAGAGCCCGACCUGUGGCAAAGACAUCAACCGAGACACCAACGAUUCAUUGAAGCUGAUCUGGGAUACCAUCUCCUUGCCAAACACCGGCAAGAUCUGUGCCGAAGCCAUCUCAUCCGAUCCCUCGGGCGCCAGAUAUGGCUCCAUCCUGCCCGUCAAAUUCCCAAAGGAAGGCGUGGAGACCACCAUGACAUUCAUGUAUACCAUCUUCAAUGAACCCUUCUCCAAGGCCGGUCGCGACACUCCUGCCAUCCCCGAAGAUUUCGAAUUCGCCAAGGACUUCUUCGCCAUUACUGAGAAACUCCUGGCCGAAGGUAAACUCAAGACGCACCCCGCAAAAGUCGGACCCAACGGUUUAGAAGGCGCUCUGCAGGGCAUGAAGGAUAUGCAGAAUGAAAAAGUGUCGGGAAGUAAGCUUGUCUACCGUAUUCGGGACACUCCCGCAAACUCCCAAGCGGAGGUAGAGUACUAG
Ramularia collo-cygni is the source of this 1098-nucleotide messenger RNA. Its product is annotated as related to zinc-binding oxidoreductase ToxD. The record is from RefSeq and is a predicted model, not a curated record. Gene Ontology annotation, molecular function: oxidoreductase activity, acting on NAD(P)H. Lineage: Eukaryota; Fungi; Ascomycota; Dothideomycetes; Mycosphaerellales; Mycosphaerellaceae. The transcript is spliced from 3 exons. The coding region runs from base 1 to 1098 and encodes 365 amino acids.